AUGAUUGUGCGAGCGCCCGAUGGAAACACCAGUUCAGUGGCUAAAACACCCAGAAAAGCACUCACAGUACUUGCGACACGUUUGCCACAUCAUGUACUUUCGCAGAUAUUUCAGUAUCUUCAGCUAUCUGAUCUGCGUAGUUGUACCCUGGUGUGUCGCCACUGGUGCAAUGUGCUUAAUUUUGAGGACAGUACUGUUUGGCGGGCUCUUGCUCAAAGGAAGGUGUCUGAGUCUGCGUUAGCUGAUCCCUAUCUGCUUGGCGAGCUCAAUUCGUAUAAAAAGAAAUUAAGGGCAUUCUAUUAUGCAUGGAAUCCCAACGAUGUGUCGAAAAACAACUAUGUCCGGGCAAAUGGUUUCACUGUUCAUCGUCAACCGGUGGCUCAGAGUACUGAUGGAGUACGUGGGAAGAUUGGCGUAUCACAAGGAGUCCACGCUUUCGAUGUUACUUGGGAAGGUCCACUAGGAACAGUGGCAGUGGUUGGAGUUGCCACGAGUUCUCACUUUGGGCAUGCCGCUCUUCAUUGCCCUGGCUAUUUACCUCUGCUCGGAAGUGAUGAUCAAAGUUGGGGAUGGAACCUUGUUGAUAAUACUCUCAUUCACAAUGGAGAUCAACUAGGAGUUUAUCCGCGAAUGAACAAUCCACCGAAAUAUCAGGUCGGAGAGAGAGUGCGGUUGAUACUGGAUUGUGACCGACACAUAGUCUACUUUGAACGUGGGGGCUCUGAAUUUCUCGGACUUGCAUUCACCGAUUUACCACCUGUUAAACUUUUUCCUGCUAUAUGUGCUGUAUAUGGAAAUACAGAGGUCUCCAUGCGGAUCACCAUGUAUGAAGACGAUGACGAUGAUAUGCCUUACGGGGAAGAAGCAGGUGACCACGAAGUAGAAGAGGAGGAUGAUGAGGAAAUUUCAAGUGAACAGUGGCAGGAAGCGUGUUGGGUGGUAAUUAGUGCCUACUUCGACGAAAAAGGUCUUGUGCGUCAACAGCUUGAUUCGUUUGACGAGUUCAUUCAGAUGAAUGUGCAAAGAAUCGUCGAGGACUCUCCACCAGUUGAACUGCAGGCGGAAGUGCAGCAUUUUUCUGGUGAUAUUGAGAAUCCGACAAAAUUUUCGCUCAAAUUCGAUCAGAUUUAUCUAUCCAAACCAACUCACUGGGAGAAGGAUGGAGCACCAACGCCAAUGAUGCCGAAUGAGGCACGACUUCGGAAUCUUACCUAUUCUUCGCCUCUUUAUGUUGAUAUCACCAAGCAAAUUCAACGAGAUGACGAGGUGACAGAAAGAAAAUACGAGAAAGUUUUCGUUGGUAAAAUCCCAAUCAUGCUCAGGUCAAGUUACUGCAUGCUCUCUAAUAUGUCGGAUCGCGAUCUUACCGAGCUAAAUGAAUGUCCGCUUGAUCCGGGUGGUUAUUUCGUCAUAAACGGCUCAGAAAAGGUACUGAUCGCGCAAGAAAAGAUGGCCACGAACACGGUGUAUGUGUUUUCCAUGAAGGAUGGGAAGUACGCCUUCAAGACGGAAUGUAGAUCCUGUCUUGAGAACUCAAGCCGUCCAACUUCAACUAUGUGGGUUAACAUGAUGGCACGUAGCGGAGGAGGUGCUAAAAAAACCGCGAUGGGCCAGCGAAUUAUCGCUAUUCUACCAUAUAUUAAACAGGAAAUUCCUGUGAUGAUUGUGUUUCGUGCUCUUGGCUUCGUCUCUGACCGUGAUAUCCUGGAGCAUAUAAUCUAUGAUUUUGAGGAUCCUGAAAUGAUGGAAAUGGUAAAACCAUCACUUGAUGAGGCUUUUGUGAUACAGGAGCAAAAUGUUGCUUUGAAUUUUAUUGGUGCACGUGGCGCAAAACCCGGAGUGACAAAAGAACAGCGUAUUAAGUAUGCAAAAGAAAUUUUACAAAAGGAGUUACUGCCUCAUGUAGGAGUAUCAGACUUCUGCGAAACCAAAAAAGCGUAUUUUAUCGGUUAUAUGGUGCAUCGUCUUCUGUUGGCCGCAUUAGGGCGACGUGAAUUAGACGACCGAGAUCACAUCGGGAACAAACGAUUGGACUUAGCUGGUCCCCUACUUGCUUUUCUUUUCCGCGCACUUUUCAGAAAUUUGUUGAAAGAGAUGAGACUUACGGCACAAAAGUACAUAAACAAGAAUGGAGAUUUUUCUUUGGAUGUGUGUGUGAAAACCUCUACAAUAACUCGUGGUCUUGCUUACUCACUGGCCACUGGGAAUUGGGGAGAUCAAAAAAAGGCACAUCAAUCCAGAGCUGGUGUUUCACAGGUUCUGAAUCGCCUGACUUACACUGCCACAUUAUCGCAUCUACGGCGAGCAAAUUCACCGAUAGGAAGAGAAGGGAAGCUCGCCAAGCCUCGACAAUUGCACAACACUCAGUGGGGAAUGGUGUGCCCUGCUGAAACUCCCGAGGGUCAAGCUGUCGGCUUGGUGAAAAAUCUGGCAUUAAUGGCUUAUAUUUCUGUCGGAUCGCUUCCUGAACCCAUUCUUGAGUUUUUGGAAGAAUGGUCAAUGGAGAAUCUUGAAGAGGUAGCGCCAUCAUCUAUAGCGGAUGCAACGAAGAUCUUCGUUAAUGGAGCGUGGGUUGGAAUUCAUAGAGACCCCGAACAUCUCAUGACAACACUCAAGAAGCUUCGCAGACAAAUGGAUAUAAUCGUGUCUGAGGUAUCCAUGGUGCGGGACAUUCGCGACAGAGAAAUCCGAAUCUAUACCGAUGCUGGUCGAGUAUGUCGACCCCUCUUAAUAGUUGAAAAGCAGAAGUUGGCUUUGAAAAAACGUCAUAUUGAUAAGCUGAAGGAACGAGAAUCCGGCAGUAAUUAUAGCUGGUCAGAUCUUGUAGGAGGUGGAGUUGUGGAAUUGAUUGAUGCGAUGGAAGAGGAGACUGUGAUGUUAGCUAUGAUGCCUGAAGAUCUGAAAGCGGGAGGGUAUUGCGACACGUAUACCCACUGCGAAAUCCAUCCAGCAAUGAUUCUUGGAGUGUGUGCUUCCAUAAUCCCAUUUCCAGAUCACAAUCAGAGUCCAAGAAACACAUACCAGAGUGCUAUGGGUAAGCAAGCUAUGGGUGUCUACACCACGAAUUUCCACGUACGUAUGGAUACUUUGGCACACGUGUUGUAUUAUCCCCAGAAGCCUCUGGUUACUACGAGAUCCAUGGAAUACCUCAGGUUCAAUGAACUCCCUGCUGGAAUCAAUGCUAUUGUUGCUAUUUUGUCGUAUUCGGGUUACAAUCAAGAAGAUUCUGUAAUUAUGAACCAAUCAGCAAUUGACAGGGGACUUUUUAGAUCGGUGUUCUAUCGGUCUUAUCGUGACCAGGAAGCAAACUUGGACGGUGCAAAUGAGGAGCUCAUUGAGAAACCUACAAGGGACAAAUGUUCUGGAAUGAGACAUUCUCUCUACGAUAAGUUGGAUGAUGACGGAAUUAUUUCCCCUGGUAUGCGUGUUUCCGGUGAUGAUGUUAUUAUUGGCAAAACUGUUGCGCUCCCUGAAGUUGAUGACGAUUUGGAUGCUAGCAGCAAAAAGUAUACGAAGAGAGAUGCGUCAACGUUCCUUCGCAGCUCAGAAACUGGUAUUAUUGACCAGGUCAUGGUCUCGCUAAACACUGAUGGCAACAAAUUCGUUAAGAUCCGUGUACGAUCAGUAAGACUACCGCAGAUUGGUGACAAAUUCGCGUCACGACACGGACAAAAAGGUACCAUGGGUAUCAUGUAUAGACAGGAAGACAUGCCAUUCACUUGUGAAGGUUUAACCCCGGACAUCAUUAUCAAUCCACAUGCAGUCCCUUCGCGUAUGACCAUUGGUCACUUGAUCGAAUGUUUACAAGGAAAGCUUUCCGCUAACAAAGGUGAAAUCGGGGAUGCUACACCAUUUAACGAUACUGUUAAUGUACAGAAAAUCAGCAAUUUGCUACAAGAAUACGGUUAUCAUUUAAGAGGAAACGAAGUUAUGUACAACGGCCAUACAGGGACAAAAUUGACUACUCAGAUAUUCUUCGGACCUACGUAUUACCAACGUUUAAAACAUAUGGUGGAUGACAAGAUUCAUUCACGCGCAAGAGGACCUAUCCAAAUGAUGAAUAGGCAGCCUAUGGAGGGUCGAGCAAGGGACGGAGGUCUACGCUUUGGAGAAAUGGAGCGAGAUUGUCAGAUUUCCCAUGGAGCAGCACAAUUCCUUCGUGAACGCCUAUUCGAAGUGUCGGAUCCCUAUCACGUUUACGUGUGCAACAAUUGCGGACUGAUUGUUGUCGCUAAUUUAAGAACAAAUAGUUUCGAGUGCAAGGCAUGUCGAAACAAAACACAAGUGUCUGCAGUUCGAAUACCGUAUGCGUGUAAGCUACUAUUUCAAGAGUUGAUGUCAAUGUCUAUCGCUCCUCGGCUCAUGGUAGAUCCAUAG
Molecule: messenger RNA, 4377 nt
Organism: Necator americanus (New World hookworm)
Lineage: Eukaryota; Metazoa; Nematoda; Chromadorea; Rhabditida; Ancylostomatidae
Exons: 34
Coding region: 1-4377 (1458 amino acids)
Biological process (GO): DNA-templated transcription; synapse assembly involved in innervation; proteasome-mediated ubiquitin-dependent protein catabolic process
Cellular component (GO): RNA polymerase II, core complex; synapse; SCF ubiquitin ligase complex
Molecular function (GO): protein binding; DNA binding; ribonucleoside binding
Source: RefSeq, a predicted model, not a curated record